Messenger RNA from Copidosoma floridanum, 2381 nucleotides. RefSeq names its product tubulin beta-3 chain. Gene Ontology annotation, molecular function: structural constituent of cytoskeleton; GTP binding; GTPase activity. The record is from RefSeq and is a predicted model, not a curated record. Gene Ontology annotation, biological process: microtubule-based process. Gene Ontology annotation, cellular component: microtubule. NCBI's taxonomy places the organism in Eukaryota, Metazoa, Arthropoda, Insecta, Hymenoptera, Encyrtidae.
UAGCGCUCGAGACUCCGAGCUGAGAGCACUGCAGCUCGUAUAUACUUGUAGCCAGCGCCGAUAGUUCAGAGUACAAUCCUAACGUCUUACGUAGUACCCGUAGAUAAAAAAAAAAAAAAGAAAGAAAAAAAAGGAAAUCAAGGAGACGAGCAACAUGAGGGAAAUUGUACAUCUACAGGCUGGACAGUGCGGCAACCAGAUCGGAGCCAAGUUUUGGGAGGUGAUUUCGGAGGAGCACGGCAUUGACCAGUCGGGCGUCUACCAUGGCGAGAGCGACUUGCAGCUCGAGAGGAUCUCGGUGUACUACAACGAGGCAUCGGCUUCGACGUUAUCGAGUGGCGGCAAAUACGUGCCCCGCGCCAUCCUUCUGGACCUCGAACCCGGUACCAUGGACGCAGUCCGCUCGGGCACUUACGGCAAGCUCUUCCGCCCGGACAACUUCGUGUUUGGACAGUCCGGCGCCGGCAACAACUGGGCCAAGGGCCACUACACCGAGGGAGCCGAGCUGGUCGACUCGGUCCUCGACGUUGUGCGCAAGGAGUGUGAAAACUGCGACUGCCUGCAGGGCUUCCAGCUCACUCACUCGCUUGGUGGUGGUACCGGCUCCGGUAUGGGGACCCUCUUGAUUUCCAAGAUCCGCGAAGAGUACCCCGACAGGAUCAUGAACACCUACUCCGUCAUGCCGUCGCCAAAGGUCUCCGACACCGUCGUCGAGCCCUACAACGCCACCCUCUCGGUACACCAGUUGGUCGAAAACACAGACGAGACCUACUGCAUCGACAACGAGGCACUUUACGACAUUUGCUUCAGAACACUCAAGGUUUCGAACCCAUCAUACGGUGACCUGAACCAUUUGGUCUCACUGACAAUGUCCGGUGUGACCACGUGCCUACGCUUCCCGGGCCAGCUGAACGCCGACCUACGCAAGCUCGCCGUAAACAUGGUGCCAUUCCCGCGACUCCACUUCUUCAUGCCCGGUUUUGCCCCGUUGACCUCGCGUUCGAUGCAACAGUACUCGGCUCUGUCGGUGCCCGAGCUCACCCAACAGAUGUUCGACGCCAAGAACAUGAUGGCUGCCUGCGAUCCACGUCACGGACGCUACCUCACCGUUGCCGCCGUUUUCCGUGGUCGCAUGUCCAUGAAGGAGGUUGACGAGCAAAUGCUCAGCGUCCAGAACAAGAACAGCUCGUACUUCGUUGAGUGGAUCCCGAACAACGUCAAGACCGCCGUGUGCGACAUACCACCACGUGGUCUGAAGAUGUCGGCAACUUUCAUUGGCAACACAACGGCCAUUCAAGAGCUGUUCAAGCGUAUUUCCGAGCAGUUCAGUGCCAUGUUCCGGAGAAAAGCUUUCUUGCAUUGGUACACGGGUGAGGGUAUGGACGAGAUGGAAUUCACCGAGGCAGAGUCGAACAUGAACGAUCUGGUAUCAGAAUACCAACAGUACCAGGAGGCAACUACCGAGGAAGAUUUUGAGACUGAGGACGCGGGCGAUGAUUUCGAGACGUGCGAUCAGGAGUAGGAUGGAUGGGUUUUGACAGUCCACGAGGAAUGUGAUUCGAGGUCGAAUCGAACGCUCAACAAGAUCGGCGAUUUGUUUGUUAAGUCUAGAGGUGUAAUAUUGUAAGGCGGAUAUUAUAUAAAGCGGGAGAUUUUUAAAGUUUUAUAUACGUAGUAUGGGAUGAGAUGUACAAAAUUAUGCAUGUAACGAAAUUAUUUUUCAUCGAUUGGCUUUGUGUCUUUGAGAAUCAAGUAACGUGGAGAUUAAACAAAAAUUUUCGUUUGUUUUCUAAUAGAUAUUAUUUGUUCUGGUACUUUAGUACUUACAUAUGCAAUUAAACUUCGGGUUUAUGUCUUUUAGAAUAUUUUUAAUAUUCAUGUUCGGUUAUGAAUCUUUGAGAUUAAAUUUUAUUUGCGAUGUACUACAUAUUUAUGCAUAUUAUAACUAUAUCUUGUAGCAUUUAUGAAGCAUUUAGAAUUAAAUUUUUAUCGGACGAAUUUGGACGUUUUUUUUUUUUUAACGUAAAAAUAACGAAUGCUAUGAAAAAUUGUACUGAAAUACAAAAAAAUAGUAUACACAAGAACGGCACAUUUUGUAAUAGGAGUUUUUGGGACCUUUGAAUAUUUAUCCAAAUCCUAAAUUGUUUCAGUACGUCAUCAGUCUUUUGAAAUGGUUUUGAAUUCCUCUUUAGUGAACCAAAAACAAUUAUGACACGCUGGGAUGUUCCUGUGUUUUAUUUUUUUUGUGAUUCUGUUAUCUAAACGAAACCAUUAUGAUAAAUUUUAGAAUUGUGUAAGCUUACAAUUAGUUUACAUUUUUUAUUUCAUUCAGAAUUUUUUUACGUUUCAAAUGGUAAUUAAAAUAUCAUUAAUAGCAAAAA